UCAACGAAGACGGUUGUGUCGCGGAAAAAAUUGAAUCUUCGUGAAUUUCCAAGGAGAAAAUAAGUUGUCGCGUCUGUUGUGAGCUGUAGACGUGCAACAAAACUUAUAGUUUUCAGGCGGCGGAAAUAUCCGAAGAAACCACAAAAUCUACUCCCAAAGACUAAAUUAGUUAUUCUACAAUUAAAGUGUUGGCAAAACUGUCGUGUAACCAAGAUCAACAUCGACCCAAGAAAAUUACUGCAGCCCACUGGGCCACCUCACUAGGUUUCUUCGGUCGGAGAGGAGAUCGUGCCCAGGGUGAAAAGUGCGAGGAGGAAGUCCGGAAUCAGAAUCCCCGACGCCAUAUUUGUCUUGCAACCUGAUCGAAAGCCCGUGUCUGUGUUCAGCUCCAGUGUGUGCGUGUGCGCGUGUGUGUAAGAUUAGAGACGUCUCCGCCAGUCCGCCGGAAGUCUUUUCAUCGUAAUAUCGAACCUGCUAAAAAGCAGCGACUCGGGAUUCACUUAAUUCCGACAGAGGUCUGGAUUGUAGAUCGAUAAUUAAAUUGCCCAAGUGAUUGUCUAGGUGCGCGACCCCACCACCACCACUAUGCACGAGUGUACGUACACCGGUGCUGGUGUAAGGCGCUAGUGUUGGUGCAAGUGCUUCAGUGUGCGAGACAAGAAAUAGCCGCUUACCUAAGCGAAAAAGUUCUCUCUCGACGGCUUGAGAACCGAACCUGGCCACCGACACAGACACAGUCAAAUACAUACACCAGCAGCCAGACGGCGAAAUACCUGUGCACACGGACGUGGAUAGCACACAAAGCAAAACCAGAAAAUCCACAUUGUUGGGCCCGCUGCCCCCCUCGCCUCCCGCCACUCUUCACGACUAGUUUGGAUUCGUGUCUGAGUUUCACCAGCUACGAAACCUUCUCUACGGCGACCGUUGCUCUGCCACUGGGUCUGCUCAGCCGGACAAUGGGUGACUCCACGCCCAUCUGCCGCUGCCGCGUGCUCUACCUGGGAAGCGCCGUUCCGCGCCAGAGUAAGGACGGGCUGCAGGGCAUCCAGGAGCCGCUGCGCAGCCUGUAUCCCUCGGAGGGGGCCGUGGGCGCCAAGGGCAUUGACAGCUGGCUGAGCGUGUGGUCGAAUGGCAUUUUGCUGGAGAACGUUGAUGAGAACCUCAAGCAAAUAACGCGCUUCUUCCCGAUCGAGUCGCUGCACUACUGCGCAGCCGUCCGCCAGGUGAUGAUCCCGGAGCGGGGAAACUCCCAUCCCGAGCCCAAGUUCCUCCCGCUGGACUCGCCCUUCGCACGGGCCCCGCGAGCCCAGCAUCCGCCCAUAUUCGCCGCCAUCCUCCGUCGCACCACCGGAAUCAAGGUGCUCGAGUGCCACGUCUUCAUCUGCAAGCGGGAGGCGGCUGCAAACGCUCUAGUCAGGUGCUGCUUCCACGCCUACGCCGACAACUCGUACGCCCGGCAGCUGGAGACGGGCAGUGGAGGCAGCAGCGUCUAUGGCACUCUGAAGAGCGCGGCUGGCAGCAAGUCCAACGGCGACCUGACCAACGUCGGGCCGUCCAACGGCGGCGGAAGCCACCAUCUCACCCUCUCCGCACAAGGGGGGUGGAGGUCGCGGGCUGGCAGCACAACGACUCUCAACAGUCUAGGGCGCGCCUCUAACGGCCACGCCCCCAACGGAUCCGCUCUGGGCAUGAACGGCGGCAGUUCCGGCAGCGCAGCAGAGGGAUACACAUCCGUCAAGAACUUUUACGGAAGCAGUGCUGACCUCAACGUAACUGUCGACGACGGAGAUGCGUCGUACAAUGGAGAUGAAAACCACAAAGUGUGGAACGGAUCGCAGGAUCAGUUGGACAGCAUCGGAGCCGCCGAGAGUCCUUACGAACUGUUCUCCGGAAACACGUCCACUCUCGGGCGACCUUUAAGGGCGCGCCAAAUUAGCACACCCAUCGACGUGCCUCCACCCCCCAUCAAGGAGGAGCGCAAGCCGAAACGGGAUAAGAAGUCGGCCAAGUCUAGCAGCAGCCAGAGCCUAUCCGGCACUCUCAUCCGGCCGAAGCCAAUGCACCCAGCAGCUCUCCAUCGCUCAGGAAUGCAGGGACCAGCGGGACCUGGCAGUAUGAUCUACGGACCUAUCCCUGCUCACGGUCCGCACGCAGCCCGCUACCACACGAUCAGCCAUCGCGGCUUUCCGCCGGGACCGACGGGACCCCCACCUAACCACCUGGCCCAUCAUCCGCCUCCAAACCCGCAUGCCCAUGCCCACCAUCAGCCGCAGUAUCAGCAACAGCUUCACAUGAUGCACCAUGCGGCACACCCACAGCUGUGUGGCAUGCCGCCCUUGCAGAUACCUGUGCUGAUGCCGCAGCAGUACGCUACCUUGCAGCCUUCGCGCUCUUCAAGCAAAAAGAAAAAGGACAAAAAAAAUGGCGGAUCCGGCGGCGGAAUGCCCGUUGGCAUGCCCAUUGUGCCACCCAUCUAUGCAUACCAUCAACAGCAGGCCAUGGUAUCGCCGCAGCAACUGGCCCAGUCUCUGAUCGGAGAGACACGUCCGUUAGGAAAUUCCAGCCGCAAACUGGCAGCGUCGAUGGGUAAUGGCCUAGACGACUCCGGCAACUCAGGCGCCGAGUCGCCUUCACCAGGCGGCACGGGGAUCUACAAGCGAAAGGGACAUCUUAACGAGCGAGCCUUUAGCUACUCCAUUCGUCAGGAGCAUCGCAGCCGUAGUCACGGAUCCUUGGCUAGCUUGCAGUUCAACCCGCCGGACAUGAAAAAGGAACGUGAGAUUGCUCAGUUGGUUGCUGGUCUUGACCUUAACGACGGCGAACGGCCCAUGGGCCUGAACACUUUACAACGAAAACAAGCCGCCAUGUCUAAUGGAGGGACACCGAUUUCGGGCGGCGGGCCCGGACCGGGGCAGCAUAAUCACGCUCAUCCCACGCACCCACAUGCCAUCUAUGGUCCACUGGGGCCUGCCAGCAGCUUCGGAAAGCCGCGAAGAUAAGAGUGGUCUAUAGUGCAGAUGGGUAGAUCUACGUACUUUACAAAUAUAUAGAUUUACACAAUGUUUAGCGAUGCUGGUCAAAUUAGAAAGGGGUGCGUUCAAAACAGUGAUGGGAGCCUUCCUGAAAGCACCUUGAAUAAACGAGUUGGCAGCCAGAUUGAGAAGACCACUGCAGAACGAAGUAGCGGAGAACUGGGGGAGGAUACCCACAUUGAAACCAAUUUUACAUAAAUGAAUAUGUGUGCCUUAUUAGGUUUAUACUACAAGUAUAUGCGCUCGCUAAAAACCAUGUAUCUACAGAUACCAUAUUUUAAUCAAUAUAAUACAUACUGUAGAAUAUUAUUAUAAGACUACAAUGUCAAUUUAGGAGGUGAUCCCAAAUGUUAUAGAUACCUUCGCAUGGGAGAUGGUUCUCCCGAAGAGCGGAUGUAUGUACAUUCCGUUCAGAUCAAACUUGUGUCUUAACCGGUAAGCCGGAUAGCUACCCCUAUUUCAUACAAAUACUGUAUGCAAUGAAAUAUGCACAAUAAAUACUUACAAUAAAUAACGAGGAGUACCUUAUCGAA
This is a messenger RNA of Drosophila serrata, 3565 nucleotides long. RefSeq lists its product as uncharacterized. Lineage: Eukaryota; Metazoa; Arthropoda; Insecta; Diptera; Drosophilidae. The record is from RefSeq and is a predicted model, not a curated record.